GCAAGUCUGCAAAGAGUUCACAGACCUGCUGUCCCAGGACCGCUCGCCGCUGGGAAACUCACGGCCGCAGCCCAUUCUUGAACCGGGAAUCCAGAGCUGUUUGACCCACUUCAGUCUAAUCUCGCACGGUUUCGGGACUCCGGCACUGUGCGCGGCAGUCACUGCCCUGCAGAACUAUCUGACCGAGGCUAUCAAAGCCAUGGACAAAAUGUACCUCAACAACAACCCCAACAGUCAUUCAGAUAACGGCACUAAAGGCGGAGACAAAGACGAGAAGCACAGAAAGUGAUGUUUCCAUGCCACCUUCACCGAGGGCCAAAGCCCAGGGCCCUUCUUCUACACCGACCCCCUCCCCGCCUCGCCCCGGCCCCCACCCAUUCAAUAUAAAUAUUAUAAAUACCUUAUAAAUACUAUUGAUAAAGUUAAACGUGCCACUUCCUGAUCUUGCGCGGUUUUACAUGUUUUGUUUUUACAUCCCACUUUGGAUUCACGGGGGAAAAAACAACGCAAGAAUCUUCUUCUUCUUC
Messenger RNA from Plectropomus leopardus (leopard coralgrouper), 527 nucleotides. Lineage: Eukaryota; Metazoa; Chordata; Actinopteri; Perciformes; Serranidae. The record is from RefSeq and is a predicted model, not a curated record.